Molecule: messenger RNA, 1328 nt
Organism: Rhopalosiphum padi (bird cherry-oat aphid)
Lineage: Eukaryota; Metazoa; Arthropoda; Insecta; Hemiptera; Aphididae
Product: 52 kDa repressor of the inhibitor of the protein kinase-like
Exons: 2
Coding region: 1-948 (315 amino acids)
Molecular function (GO): protein dimerization activity
Source: RefSeq, a predicted model, not a curated record
AUGGAUACUUACCUGGUAGAAAGAAAUCAGACGAUAUUCUCACUCAAAUAUAAAAACACUCAACACAAAGAGUGUUCAAAUAUAGAAACAUCACGUACAGCUUUUCAGCUUUCAACUUCCAUUAAUAACUCAGUUUUUAUCAUAGCUUUACAUGUGAUUGAGAAGUUUUUUUCUUUAACUUUACCACUAUCUAUAGCACUACAAAAAGUAAAUAUUGAUUUGUCAUAUUGUUAUGAGCGAGUAACAGAUGUAUGUCAAAUAUUUAAAGAAAUUCGAGAAAAUGGCGAUGAUGAGUUUAAACAAAUAUUUUCUAAUGUAGAAGAGUCUAUGUUAGAAGGAAUUAUUGAGGUACCAAGAACUGUAGGUCGACAAACUGCACGUAACAAUAUUCCAUCUGAUUCUCCGGAACAGUAUUACAAAAGAUCAAUAUUUUUACCGUUUUUGGAUCAUUUUAUUUGUCAAUUACAAGAUAGAUUUACUAAUCAUCAUCAUGUAAUGGGCAAACUACAAUCACUUAUUCCAAAUUUUCUUAAAAAUACAACUGAUAUAAAAGAUUUUCAAGAGGUAGCGCUUUUUUAUAAAGAUAUUUUACCUAAUUAUGAAACAUUUGACGCAGAAAUUAAAAUAUGGCUAGCUAAAUGGAAAAAUGUAUCUGAUAGAGACCGUCCAACUACAUCAUUGACUACUUUGUCUGCAAUGUCUUAUGAUUUUUUCCCAAACAUUCACAGUCUUUUGACAAUUUUGGCCACAUUACCUGUUACAACUGCUACUGCUGAACGGUCAUUCUCAACUCUACGGAGACUUAAAACAUACUUACGAAACAAUAUGGGAGAAACGAGACUUACUGGAUUGGCUUUACUAAGCAUAUACCGAAAUGUUGAUUUAAAUGUAGAAGAAAUUAUCGAUAGAUUUGCAAUGUUACCACGAAAAUGGGAUUUUAUACUUUAGUUUGUAUUUUUUUUUAUAUAAAAUAUAUAAAUUGUUUGAUUUUUUUCUUCUAUCUAUACUUAAAAUGUUAAUAUACCUAGGUAACUGUAUGUGCAUAUAAUAAUCAAAUACAUUUCUGUUCUGUUCAUAAUAGGUACAUAUUAUUUAAAGUUUUAUUUAUUUUUAUUACUAUUAUUAUUCCUAAUAUUCCUAUUUCCUAAAUAUACUUACUUCUGAACACUGAACAAAUGACAUACAUAAUAAAGUUUAAAAAUGUAGCAUAAUAAUUAAAAAAUUAAAAAUAAUGAGUAAGUAGGAAGACAUUGUUUUAUUAUGUUGCUGUACAAUUUGUAUUGCUAUAUUUUGUAAACCCCCCCCCCGAAAUUUUAUUCUGUGUACGU